CCCUAAUAUCUCAUUCCACAUCGCAUUGUUCCCCAACCAACUUCUAUUCCCAUCCAUGCAUUCGUUCAAGUUGAAGCUGCGUCAUUCACACUACGCGUGCACGUAGCCAAUUCAAACGAGUGCCCAUGGCAGGGCAGCGGGCCUCACAAAUCAACAACGGCAUCAUCACCACCACCGACAUCAUUGUCGACAACGAUGUUCUCUCACCGCCACCAUCAUUGCCACCACCACCAGGCCGUGCCCGCUAUGACAACAUGUACAUCGUUCAAUUCCCAAAAGAUCAAGUCUACCGUGUUCCACCCAGCGAGAAUGCAUUGAUCGUUGAACGUUACCGUAACGUUCCAAAAACCACCGAUGUAACAAGUCGAAAUUUUUGUUGCUGUUGUUCCCUUCGUUUCUGGCUCACAAUUGCUAUAAUCCUCGUUACAAUCUUUGCCAUUGUUGGAAUAGCCAUAGCCAUCUUGUUCUUCAUUUUCAACCCAUCCGGACCCACUUUCGCUGUCAACCAUAUGGAUUUCAAAAACGUUACCGGGCCACCGGAUUAUGAAAUAUCUUUGAGGGCAAAGAACCCUAAUCACAGGUUGGGAAUGAUUUACGAAAGUUCCGAGGUUUCUUUGAUUUACGAGGACAUUGAGGUUGGCACAGGAAAAUUUCCAAUCUUGUUGGAACAAGGGAGACAUGCUAUGACACAGUUUAAGGUUGAUGUAACGGGAAAGCGCCCAUUACCCAAGAAAAUGAAGACCACAGGCUUGGAUUUUGAAUUGGAUACGAAUCUUUGUGUGAGGAUUACGGCUUUGAAACUGAGCACGUGGAUUAUGAACGCUAAUGUUGUUUGUAAGUUUAAGGUUAACAACCUUGGGAGCGAUACGAGAAUCUUGUCGCAACAAUGUGACACAAAUUUCAGACAAUAUUGAUGGUUUAAUUGUUAGGGUAUAUGGGGUUUGGGAUCAAUGUGUUAUUGUUGAAAAAGUUAUUUGAUGAUGAGAAAAUAAAUAUAUACAUGGUAGAAACAUCAGUUACACUAUAAA
This is a messenger RNA of Vicia villosa (hairy vetch), 1028 nucleotides long. Its product is annotated as NDR1/HIN1-like protein 13. Lineage: Eukaryota; Viridiplantae; Streptophyta; Magnoliopsida; Fabales; Fabaceae. The transcript has a single exon. The record is from RefSeq and is a predicted model, not a curated record. Gene Ontology annotation, cellular component: plasma membrane. Bases 126 to 914 code for a protein of 262 amino acids.